GAAGUCUUUGCAAGAUCGUUAAUUAUAUUUUAUUCAUCUGUCUAGAAUAUAACUUUUAAUUAUUUUAAAUAGUAAUAAUUAAUGUUUGUACUUUUGAUUUUCAAUUUUUCGAAUAAUAACUAACUAAUUAGAUGGCUCUUAAGAGUGUUCAGUAACAAAAGAACGACCCAAUUAUAGACGUUUAUCUGAUUGACCGUUUAUGACCACAACUGGCCAUUACACUAUUUAAAAAAAAUUUCAUAAAUUCUCCAAGAGAUAUGGAUCAAAAAAAUGGAUUAUCAUUGUCUCCGCCAAUCACAUUCAAGAUUGACAACAACAACAACAGCAGCAACAACAACAGCAACAACAACAACAACAACAACUAUGGAUGCCCUUUCUUUUCCAGAUCAUCUCUCUCUCCAACAACAGCAGCAGCAACAACAUCAGCAGCAACAACAUCAGCAGCAGCAACAUCCACAAAUCCAUCUUGCCACAAAACCAAGAGUGAGAUAAUGAGGGAAAAGGCGGAGAGAGCCAAAGAAACCAGAGGGCGAUAUUUGGAUUAUCUUCAGUUAGAUAAAUUGUUAGACUGCCAGCACCUGAUGUCAGCAAGUGUAGAAGCCAUUCACGACGAACACCUCUUCAUAGUUACUCAUCAGACUUAUGAGCUGUGGUUCAAACAAAUCCUAUACGACCUGGAAUCAAUCAGGCAGUUGUUCGCAAACGCGAUUAUUGACGAAAGCAAUUCCCUACUGAUCAUAUCACGUCUUCACAGGAUAACGGUUAUCUUCAAGAUUCUUGUGGACCAGUUUCAAAUUUUGGAGACCAUGACUCCUAUGGACUUUCUAGAAUUCAGAGGUUAUUUGGAGGCGGGCUCUGGAUUCCAAAGCCUGCAGUUCAGGCUUUUGGAAAACAAAUUGGGGCUAAAAAAAGAGAACAGAAUAGAGUACAACAAGCAGAAUUACGCCAAAGUCUUCGAGAAGGAACACCACGUGGAGCAACUGGUUGAAUCAAUUGAGGAGCCAUCCCUGGUUGAACUUGUCAUCAAGUGGUUGGAACGCACUCCUGGACUGGCUGUGGAUGAAUUCGACUUCAUCCACAAGUACGAAUUCGCAGUAAAUCGUUGGUUGGAAGAUGAGUACUACAUUCCGGCCACUAAAGAGACUGACCCGGAUAAACAAAAAUUAAAAUUGGAAACUUACCAAAAGCAAAAGAGAGUCUUCGAUGAAGUCAUCAACCCGGAGAAAUACAACCAGACGGUGGCUCGGGGGGAGAGGAGGUUCUCCCACAAAGCCUUCCAGGGGGCCCUCAUGAUCAUGUUGUACAGGGACGAACCGAGAUUCCACCAACCCUUCCAGAUCCUUACUCUUCUCAUGGAUAUCGAUUCGCUCUUCACGAAAUGGAGAUAUAAUCACGUGACAAUGGUUCAACGAAUGAUUGGCAGCAAGAUUGGGACAGGGGGUUCUUCAGGGUACCUGUAUUUGAGGGCCACCGUCAGCGACCGCUACAAAGUCUUCCUGGACCUCUUCAACACAGCCACCUACUUAAUCCCGAGACACCUGAUCCCACAGCUGACUGCCCAGAUGAGGAAGAGACUGUCAGUUGCAAUUAGGCACGGUAUCUCGAUGAACGAUUCCGUAAUUAAACAGAUGGAAAGAGUCAGUAUUUCAGACGAUGAUCUGACUGCAGAAUUAAGCGCUGUGUAAAUGCGUUCAUCGGACGAAAAUGACGUCAUCGUCCAUUUAUACACAAAGGUACAUACACUUAUUACAGACCUUAUUACAGGUGUUUGUUACAUUAUCUCGUGAUGUGGCAUUGUUACGGUUCAUUUAUAAGGUGAUUAAACAUUUAAAGAAUCAUUAAAAACCGUUUAAUAUCGAACUAAAACCCAUGUCCUAAAAUAUUUUACAUAAUUACACCAACGGCAUUACAUCAGUCAUUACUGUUAAUUAAUAAAUUGAAUUAAUUAAUUAAUUUAUAUUAAUGUUAAUUAAUAAAUAAUGUUUGGCAGAGGUUUCGUAGAGAUAAAUUUGAUCUAACAGGUGUAAAAAUAGCUUUAGAGUUAAAU
Messenger RNA from Helobdella robusta, 2047 nucleotides. RefSeq lists its product as hypothetical. Gene Ontology annotation, molecular function: metal ion binding; L-tryptophan 2,3-dioxygenase activity; heme binding. NCBI's taxonomy places the organism in Eukaryota, Metazoa, Annelida, Clitellata, Rhynchobdellida, Glossiphoniidae. The record is from RefSeq and is a predicted model, not a curated record. The transcript is spliced from 14 exons. Bases 258 to 1685 code for a protein of 475 amino acids.